Schizophyllum commune H4-8 is the source of this 2357-nucleotide messenger RNA. RefSeq lists its product as uncharacterized. Lineage: Eukaryota; Fungi; Basidiomycota; Agaricomycetes; Agaricales; Schizophyllaceae. The transcript is spliced from 3 exons. The record is from RefSeq and is a predicted model, not a curated record. The coding region runs from base 295 to 2235 and encodes 646 amino acids.
ACAUACUCUGCUGGUUUGUUGCGCCGCUGCUGACCUUAUUCAAGUUGCCGCCGACUUGGACUAUGCAACCCUCGAUCUUUGGUUGUGAUGCUCAACCUGUAGAUUUAACACUUCAGUCCAUGGUUUAGAUUGAAGGCCUGCAAUGAGGGGAGCGGAGGAAGAAGAGCGGGCAUCGCCGCCAUCAAGCCCGUUACGUUGGCACUUGCAGCGCCGGCAAGCAGUGCGGACGAAAGCAUAGCCUGAAGCUUCACGUAUCUUCGUCGCUCGUCUUAAUCUACCUUCCAUCGUCUGGUCAUGGCUUCCCCUGGUCAAGCUGACGCUGCUCCCACAACCUCCGAUCAACCAGAUGGCCAGCGACGCGACGAAUCUACGCGCCAGGUUCCUACCCAAAUGUCUUCCGAUGACCCUUCCCAUGCCGCGCAGUCUGGCAGAAACGGACCAGCUUCUGCAUCAUCAUCUCCUCCUCGCCCUGAGAUCGUCAUUCCACUGGACUCCGAAAGGGCGGAGGGCAAACGAUGGGAGCAGCCUUACAAUCGCUACGCGCCCAGCGACGUCGACUACGAAAAGAAGUACGCGCCCGAUCCUUACGGCGAGGAGCUGGGACCUAAAGCGCGUGUCUGGAACGUAUACAACGACGAGGCGCAGAUGGCAGAUGCGGAGAUGGUGCAGGGACUGAAUGGGACUAUCGACGUGCUCCUGAUAUUCGCGGGUCUCUUCUCUGCGGUCGUUACGACCUUCGUUGUACAAAGCUCGCAGGCGCUUAGUCCGGACUACGCGCAGAUUACGGCGUCCCUCCUCUACGAACUCGCCCGCAUACAGCGCGCGAUAGCUGCUGGGACACCGGUCAGCGAUAUACCAUCAUCGGAGCUGAACCUCGAGUCGGAGACGCACACUACGGGCGAUCUCUGGGUGAAUGGGCUGUGGCUGACUAGCCUGACCUUCUCGCUCUUGACGGCCCUGAUAUGCGUACUCGCGAAGCAGUGGAUCCAGCACUUCAACUCGACGUGUGGUGGCACCCCGCGAGAUCGUGCGUACGUUCGGCAGUACCGCCUAUGGAGCUUUGAGCGCUGGAAUGUGCCAUUUAUCAUCAGCUUCCUUCCGGUGCUACUUAAUGUCGCCUUGCUGCUCUUCUUCGCAGGCCUGGUGGUCUACGUCUCGCCCAUGAACGCCACGAUAUCCUACACUAUCAUCGGCUUCUCGGCGGCGGCAUUUCUCGCCUAUGCAUUCACUGUCAUUCUGCCACCUAUCAUUCCGCACUGCGCGUACAAGACCCCGAUUUCCGACUCCAUCAUUUGGGUCGCCUACUCCCUUCAUAGAUUCUGUCGCUUCCUUCGUGGCCUAUCUCCCAAAAGGGUAUUUCGCUGGGACGCCGGCGCUCCCCGAGCUAGCAUAGCAUUCCAGCUAACAACGUCGCCCCCGUCUGACCUCAAAAGCCGUGAUCUCUCAGACGCAAAACGCUUGCGCUACAUCCUUACUGCGAGAGCGAUCGACUGGCUGUGCUUCUCGUCCUCGAACGCCUCCGCGGCGACGAUAUCGGUGCAGGCCGUGUCCGCGCUACCCACUCACUUUGACUUCGGCGCGAGCAGGGAGGCAAUACAUAAGCUCGUCUUCGGUCGAGCACGUACCCUGGAGCAUGAGCACGCUGGCACGGAUGCGAAGGAGCUGGUGCUACCGAAAGCGGACCUUGCGGAACGGCUAACGCGCUCGCUGUUACACUUCACCAGCGUAUCGCUAGCUCUUCCGGGUUCAUCGGUGGUGUGGCGCGACCUCUACGCCUGCCGAUACCGCGUCAAAUCACCUGAAGUCGAUGCUCUUCUCCGAAUAUAUCUGCUGGAGCGACUUCGCGCAGAUGCGACACACGGCGACCCUCGGCAAAGACGAACUAAUCUUCAAGGAGCGCUAUACGCGGCCGACACGAGCACCCUCCCGAUACCCCUGUCACGCCUUCGACUACAUCACCUCGUCUGGCAUCACCUACACGCAUCGUUAUUGACAGUAUGUAUCCCAUACGAGACUGAUCCAUCUAUGUCAGAGAUGAUGGUGUCGAGCCUGUCGCAAUUAUGGGCACAUGGGACGAGGGAGUUAUGGGACAACAUGGCAGCUCCUCUGAGCAGGUAUCGGUGCGGCGCGCAAUAUAUACCUGACCUGCAGCAGACCAUGGAUAGGCUGCGAUACCAGUUGCAGUUGGCUCUCGAGAGGGAGGGCAAGGAGGACCAGUAUCCAACAGACGCGUAAGAAGACAUGAAAAAUCAAGUAUAUGUAUCUAUGUCGGGUACAUCACGUACACUGAUACCAGGUUCAAACUCAUCUAUAGUGGCUUAGCACUGUCGAAUAUAUCUGCUGUCUCGUUCUUAGGC